AUGUCUUCGAUAACAAUUGGUGACAGUGAUGUUGGUUCCUCAGUGAAUACGGCCAGUUAUGACGCUGCUGUAAUGAAUGGAAAAGCUAUUGCAAACAACGUAAAAUUGAAAGCUCAACUCGAUUCUGAUAUAUCCUUCAAAAAACAAAAUAUUCAAAUCAAAGAUGAGCAUACAAAUGUAGAAAAUCGUUCCGAUACAAAAUCGGCAAAUUUGAAGUUCGAUUUUGGUGAUUUGUUAUCAGAACUGAGGUCGGAGCUCUCAUCUAAGCGUUUAGAAGAAGAAAAAAUUUUAAAGAAUAUUGAUGAGAUUUUGGAAAAAACUAUCGCUAACAAUGGUGGAACUGAUAUUUCACGACCAUUUAAUUUCGCUGUUACGCGUUUAAAUAACCAAAUGACUCUUGUCGAGUCGGACGCCAAACAGUUAGCGAACAAAUUAAAAAUGAUAUCUGGAUUGGCGGAUAAUAUUUCUUCUAAAGUAUCUACGCUGGAUAUUGCAAAAAGUCGCGUUGUUGAAUGUAUGCAGCGAGUAAGUGAUUUAAUGGAUUUACGGACAUGUGCACAAGGUGUUAAUGCAGCAAUGGAUCAAGAAGAUUAUGAAUUAGCUGCUCAACAUAUUCAUAAAUUUCUAACCCUUGAUACUGCUGUGUUUCAAAUGGGUGAUCAAAUUGAAGCCAAAGAUACGGGUCAGUCUAUGAAGGUCAAUUAUGAAGUUUUAAGGGAAGCAACAGAGAAAUUAAAAGCUAUCGUUGAAUCAAAGUUUGACGAGGCUGUGGCAAAAAAUGAUGUGGCAUCCAUACAACGAUUUUUUAAAUUAUUCCCUCUAAUAAAUGAUCAUAUGAAUGGUGUUACUCGUUUCGCAAACUACUUAUGUCUCGAAAUUCAGAAAUUUGCUGAAAAAAAUUAUAAGGUCAUGUUGGCCGGUGGCACUGAUGAUAAGCGAUCGAAUGUUCUUUAUGCUGACUCACUCACUAUGUUAUUUGAAGGAAUUGCUCGAGAAAUUCAAGUCUACGAGCCACUAAUUGAUUCAUUUUAUGGUCCUGAUAAACUUUUGUCAUUAAUUGAGAUGUUACAGAAGGAAUGUGAUAAGGAAUCUUGUAAAAUAAUAGCAGCGUUUAUUAAAAAUCGCCAAUAUGAUACUAAAGCAAAAUUAAUCGAAAAAUUUUCAAGGAAUCGUGAUAAUUAUAAUCCGUCAGAAAAAAUAAAUGCCUUAGAAUUGGAUACAAUUUUGUCAGAAGUAACAUUAAUGCAUACACGUGCGGAACUUUAUUGGCGUUAUUUGAAGAGACGUCUUAAUGCCGCUAAUAUAAAAACUGAUGAACAGAGGGCAAAUGCUGUCAGCCAUUUUUCUGAAGAAGAAGCAGUGAAGUCUAAUAAAGCAACUGCAUUGCAAAAAGAUGAUAGAGACAGAAAAUUGGAUAAUCUUUUAAAUCGUUCAGCUUUAGGAACAAAAAUGCAGGAGUUACUUGGACGUUAUAUUCUUAUGGAAGAAUAUUAUAUGAAAGAAUCUUUGUCAAAAGCUAUGGCAAUGGACCAAAGGGAAUCGGAUUCACUUACGAGUUCAAUGUUGGAUGAUGUGUUUUUCAUUUUACGAAAAUGCAUUCGACGCUCAUUAAGUUCAUCAUCUGUUGAUUGUGUAUGUGCUAUGUUGAACAAUGGUGCCACUGCAUUAGAAAUUGAAUUUUUCAAUUAUAUUAACACUGGGAUUAAGAAUGGUUAUCCAAGUGUUGGUUGGACUGCUGAAGCUUAUCAAACUGCACAAACAGCGUAUAAUGUUAUUCAGCAUGGUAAAACAGUUUCAGAUGCUGGUCCGGAAAAGCAAAAAGAAGUUUUUCUCACAGCGCUAAACAACAUGCGUGCUUCUGUGGAUUGUAUCAAGACACUUAAUAAAGGGCUUUUGGAAGAUUUUGAAAAACAUCUUAAUCAGGUCACUGCGACAGGCCAAUUCGAUGAUCUGAUUCGUAAAUUUAAUAAUGCAGCCAAUAUAGGAGUCGAAAAAUUAUGUAUUGUUGCUUUUAGGCCUAAAAUCAAAUCAAGUACCGAAGCUUUUUUGAAUGUCACUCAUACUCCAACAGAGAAUGAAUUUGCUGAUUUUAUCGCUGUAGAUCCGUUCAUGGAUAAUUUUAUUGCUUCUCUUGAUAUUUUGCUGGUCUCAUUUGAGCCAUUGCUUGUCCGAGCAAAUUAUCAGGAAUUGCUCGCGGCGGUAUGUUCAGAAAUUUGCCGCCAAAUAGAACGAGUCAUACAUAAAAGUGUCUUUAAUCGACUUGGCGGCAUACAGUUGGAUAAGGAUUUUCGUUCUCUUAUUUCUUAUCUAACAGGAACAGCUGGUUGGAUUGUUAGAGAAAGAAGUAUUAGGCUUUCACAGAUUGUUUCGUUAAUCAAUGUUGAUAGCGUUGAAGAAGCAGUUGAAUAUUAUCAACAAUUGCAACAUACGCGAUUGGUGGGAAGUGAUGAGGCAAAAAAAAUAUUGGCCUUGAGAACUGAUUUAUCGCCUCAUUCCAUAAGCACUGCAAUUUUUGAUUGA
Messenger RNA from Dracunculus medinensis (Guinea worm), 2520 nucleotides. Lineage: Eukaryota; Metazoa; Nematoda; Chromadorea; Rhabditida; Dracunculidae. The record is from the annotation of a GenBank genome assembly.